Messenger RNA from Schizosaccharomyces octosporus yFS286, 567 nucleotides. RefSeq names its product meiotic recombination protein Rec15. Lineage: Eukaryota; Fungi; Ascomycota; Schizosaccharomycetes; Schizosaccharomycetales; Schizosaccharomycetaceae. Bases 1 to 567 code for a protein of 188 amino acids. The record is from RefSeq and is a predicted model, not a curated record. The transcript has 2 exons.
AUGAGCUACUCAGUUUCAGCAGCACAAUUAUGGUCGCGAAAACUGGCUAUGCAAGCUGAAGAUAUGCAAUUGAGUCAAAAAAAUACAAACAGCAGUAUUUUAAACAUUAUAGGAGAGAUGAAAGCCCUACAAGAAACAACAAAUCAGAACAUGGAUCAAAACUUCAAAUCUCUUACUCAAAAUCACCAUCAAGUUUCGUCCUAUAUGUUUCAAACCUUAAACAACUUCCAAACUUAUCUUCAAAAGGUGAUCGAAGAACAACAGAAAACCAACUUGCGCAUGGAAGUCUUGGAAAAAAACGUAUUUACAUUACAAGCCCAACUGGGGUCCAUUCAAACCGAGCAAGAGAAUGGGUUCAAGAACAUAGAGAAGCUACUAAAAGAGUCGACAGCCACUACAGUGGCUGCUACAAUGAAGCAAGUAGCAGCAAAGGAACCCAAACGAAAAACCACUACGUCUCAUUCAAAGCCUGUUCAAGCGAACCCAACAUCAGCUGCCAAAAGAAACGCAACUUCAAUGAGGAAAAGAGUGCUAGCUUUGGACUUUUUGGCUGAAGAUGACUACUAG